CCAUCUCUGAGACCAGUCUCCUGUCGUCCUGGCAAAGGGUUCUGCGCUGCAAUUUCCGGUUCCAAGCUGGUGGCCUUCAGGUCUUAGAAGGGUUUCCUCUGCCUCUGGACGUCUUUUUUUAAAACCUGAGUGUUAAGGUUUGUAUUGAAGAAGCCAACGGAAAUUGAAUCGAAAGCAUUCUAAGAUGGCGAACCGUACGGUCAAGGAUGCCCACAGCAUCCAUGGCACCAACCCUCAGUAUCUGGUGGAGAAGAUCAUUCGCACGCGGAUCUAUGAAUCAAAGUACUGGAAAGAAGAGUGCUUUGGACUUACGGCUGAACUUGUAGUCGACAAAGCCAUGGAGUUAAAGUUUGUGGGUGGUGUCUACGGUGGAAACAUAAAGCCAACUCCUUUUCUGUGUUUAACCUUGAAGAUGCUUCAGAUUCAACCUGAGAAGGAUAUCAUUGUUGAGUUUAUAAAAAAUGAAGAUUUCAAGUAUGUCCGGAUGUUGGGGGCACUUUACAUGAGGCUGACAGGAACUGCAAUGGAUUGCUACAAGUACUUGGAGCCUUUGUACAAUGACUAUCGAAAAAUCAAGAGCCAGAACCGGAAUGGGGAGUUUGAACUGAUGCACGUAGAUGAGUUCAUUGAUGAACUUCUGCACAGUGAGAGAGUCUGUGAUAUCAUUUUGCCCCGGCUGCAGAAACGCUAUGUGCUGGAGGAAGGUGAACAACUGGAGGCCCGAGUUAGUGCUCUAGAAGAGGACAUGGAUGAUGUGGAAUCCAGUGAAGAGGAGGAAGAAGAAGAUGAGAAGCUGGAAAGAGUCCCAUCACCUGACCAUCGACGACGAAGAAGCUACCGAGACCUGGACAAGCCACGGCGUUCUCCUGCACUGCGCUACAGGAGGAGUCGGAGUCGGUCUCCCAGGAGGCGAAGUAGAUCCCCCAAAAGAAGAAGCCCUUCUCCACGCCGAGAAAGGCAUAGGAGCAAGAGUCCACGACGCCAUCGAAGCAGGUCCCGAGACAGACGACACAGAUCCCGCUCUAAAUCCCCAGGUCACCACCGUAGUCACAGACAUAGGAGUCACUCCAAGUCUCCUGAAAGGUCUAAGAAAAGCCACAAGAAGAGCCGCAGAGGAAAUGAGUAAUGGAUUCAUUUUGACUUCUGUCCAGAUGGCCUCCUGUGGAUAGGAGAAGAAUAUGUUUAGUGAGAGGAUCAAGAUCUCCUCUUCAGGCAGCUAUGCGUAUUUGGGGUUUUUAAAACAUCAAGUCGUUUGGUUGGUUUUUGUUUUGUUUUUAUUUUAAUAUUACAGAGGUGGUGCUAAGUUUUGUAUCUCUUUGAAUUAUAAUCAACAUCUUUGAAGGAUGUUUUUGACCAAAUCAACGUCAGGUUUUGACCUAACCAACUAUGGUUAUUCAUACUUAAAAAGGGUCAAGAGGAUCUGGGAAUUGGGGAGAUUCAUGAGAAUGAAGAGAUAUAGCCACGUGGUGAUCCUUUUCUUAUUUGUAAUUAAACCAGACACAGUUGUCAUUUUUCUUUAGUUUCUGCUUUCUCUAUGAAAUCCUGAGAGUUCUGUGGUUGAUACUGCUGCGACCCAGCUAGUAAAGCGUAGUAAUUCCUAACUUCUCAUUAA
This is a messenger RNA of Peromyscus eremicus (cactus mouse), 1612 nucleotides long. RefSeq names its product pre-mRNA-splicing factor 38A-like. Lineage: Eukaryota; Metazoa; Chordata; Mammalia; Rodentia; Cricetidae. The transcript has a single exon. The coding region runs from base 185 to 1126 and encodes 313 amino acids. The record is from RefSeq and is a predicted model, not a curated record. Gene Ontology annotation, cellular component: precatalytic spliceosome.